CUCUCUCUCUCUCUCCCACAUCAAAUCCUUAAUUUUCAAACUGAUAUACCUUCAUACCUCUGUAUAUAUAUACAACAUCUCUUCCACACCAAUCUCCUUGUUUUCCCUUCCAAACACAAAUAGAAUGGCGGCGAAGUCUUUCGUUUUGGCUAUGGUUUCUUGUUUGGUCUUCGCCGUUGCUUUUGCAGCGGCCAUGGACAUGUCCAUCAUCGACUACGACCUCAAACACGGCCAGAGGACCGACACCCACGUGCGCUCCCUGUACGAGGCCUGGCUGGUCAACCAUGGCAAGGUCUACAAUGCCCUCGGAGAGAAGGAGAGGCGCUUCGAGAUCUUCAAGGAUAACCUGCGGUUCGUCGACGACCACAACAAGGUAGAGAACCGGACGUACAGGGUCGGCUUGAACCGGUUCGCUGACCUCACCAACGACGAGUACCGGUCCAUGUUCUUGGGUCGUAGCAUGGAUCGGAAGGGUAGGCUUUCCGGGACAAAGAGCCACCGGUACGCGUACCGUGCCGGUGAGAACUUGCCCGAGUUGGUGGAUUGGAGACAGAAAGGUGCUGUUGUGGGGGUCAAGGAUCAAGGCCAAUGCGGGAGUUGCUGGGCGUUCUCGACAAUUGGUGCUAUUGAAGGCAUAAAUCAAAUUGUGACAGGUGAUCUUAUCUCCUUGUCGGAGCAAGAAUUAGUGGACUGUGAUACUUCAUAUAACCAAGGAUGCAAUGGAGGUCUAAUGGACUAUGGCUUCCAAUUCAUCAUCAACAAUGGUGGCAUUGACACCGAAGAAGAUUACCCGUACCGUGCUCGUGAUGGCGCUUGUGAUACCAACCGGAAGAAUGCAAGGGUUGUGACCAUCGAUGGAUAUGAAGAUGUUCCUGAAAAUGAUGAAAACUCCUUGAAGAAGGCUGUGGCAAAUCAGCCUAUUAGUGUUGCCAUUGAAGCUGGUGGCAGAGCUUUCCAACUCUAUGACUCGGGAGUGUUCACAGGGCUCUGCGGAACGCAACUAGACCACGGUGUGGUUGCCGUCGGAUAUGGAACAGAAAAUGGUGUUGAUUACUGGCUUGUGAGGAACUCUUGGGGUCACAGCUGGGGGGAGAAUGGUUACAUCAAGUUGGAGCGUAAUGUGGCUAGUACCACCACCGGCAAGUGCGGGAUUGCAAUCGAGCCAUCCUACCCCAUCAAGAAUGGUCUGAAUCCGCCUAACCCUGGUCCCUCUCCGCCAUCUCCUCCUUCAAGGCCUGACAAUGCCUGCGAUGAAUACUUCUCAUGCUCAGCAGGAACCACAUGCUGCUGUGUAUAUGAUUAUGGCGAUUUCUGCUUUGGAUGGGGAUGCUGCCCCUUGGAGUCUGCAACCUGCUGUGAUGAUCAUUACAGCUGCUGCCCUCAUGAGUAUCCCAUCUGUGAUGUUGAUGCUGGAACUUGCCGAAUGAGCAAAGACAAUCCGUUCGGAGUUAAAGCAUUCAAGCGGAUUCCUGCUAAAAGUACUCCUCACCAUUUUGCUGACAAGAAGAUAACCAGUACUUGAGAAGCCUUGGUAUCAUAUUGGGUCUUGAAGAAGAAUAAUUGCUUUGUUGUUCUCGUUGAACUUAACAGUUUGUGUAGACUUUAAUUAUUUGCAGGGUUUAAUGUUUCAAUGUUCAUGAUUAUUGUAAAUACAUUCCAUUAUUUUCCCAAAACACAAUA
This is a messenger RNA of Corylus avellana, 1680 nucleotides long. Its product is annotated as cysteine proteinase mucunain. The record is from RefSeq and is a predicted model, not a curated record. Gene Ontology annotation, molecular function: cysteine-type peptidase activity. Gene Ontology annotation, biological process: proteolysis. NCBI's taxonomy places the organism in Eukaryota, Viridiplantae, Streptophyta, Magnoliopsida, Fagales, Betulaceae.